CCUGUCCACGUUGCUUAGGAACACUCUCUGGAAUCUAAUUAAGACCCUCUCUCUGUCUGUGUCUCAGUGCCCGGUGAGGACUGCCAGGUAGUAAUGAAGGUUCUUUUACUGAAAGACCCUAAAGAGGACGACUGUGGCCAGGACCCGUACAUCAGGGAAUUAGGAUUGUAUGGACUUGAAGCUACUUUGAUCCCUGUUUUAUCAUUUGAGUUUUUGUCUCUCCCCAGCUUCUCCGAGAAGCUGUCUCAUCCUGAAGGUUACGGGGGACUCAUCUUCACCAGUCCCCGAGCAGUAGAAGCAGUGGAGUUGUGUUUGGAGAAGGACAAUAAAACUGAAGCCUGGAAAAAAUCUCUGAAAGAAAAAUGGAAUGCUAAGCCAGCAUACGUGGUUGGAAGCGCCACUGCUUCUCUAGUGAGAAAAAUUGGCCUGGAGACAGAGGGAGAAAAAUGUGGAAAUGCAGAAAAACUUGCAGAAUAUAUUUGUUCCAGGGAGUCACCGUCGCUGCCUCUUCUGUUUCCCUGUGGAACCCUCAAAGGUGAAAUCCUGCCGAAAAUGCUCAAGGACCAAGGCAUACCCAUGGAAAGCAUAACUGUCUAUCAGAAGAUCCCACAUCCAGGAAUCCAAGGAAACCUGAAGAGCUAUUUCUCCAAGCAGGGUGUCCCAGCCAGCAUCACGUUUUUCAGUCCCUCGGGCCUGACGUACAGCCUCCAGCAUAUCCAGGAGUUAGCUGGUGACAGCAUCAGGCAAAUCCAGUUUGCAGCCAUUGGCCCCACCACGGCACGCGCGCUGGCCGCCCAGGGUCUGCCUGUGAGCUGCACGGCAGAGCUCCCCACACCGGGAGCCCUGGCCACGGGCAUCCGGAAGGCGCUCCAUGCCCACAGCUGCUGCUGAGCGGCCCCCUGGCUGCCUCGGCCCGCACAGCCUUCCUGCACGACCUGCUGCCCCCUGCUGCCCCCUCAGGAUGGAGUGAGGCAUUGGGCAGGAAGCCGGCGUCCAACACCCGCCUCCAGCCUGAGU
This is a messenger RNA of Trichechus manatus latirostris (Florida manatee), 1017 nucleotides long. It is a transcript of the gene UROS, whose product is annotated as uroporphyrinogen III synthase. Gene Ontology annotation, biological process: uroporphyrinogen III biosynthetic process. The record is from RefSeq and is a predicted model, not a curated record. The coding region runs from base 94 to 891 and encodes 265 amino acids. Gene Ontology annotation, molecular function: uroporphyrinogen-III synthase activity. The transcript has 9 exons. Lineage: Eukaryota; Metazoa; Chordata; Mammalia; Sirenia; Trichechidae. Gene Ontology annotation, cellular component: cytosol.